Messenger RNA from Mya arenaria, 1341 nucleotides. RefSeq lists its product as uncharacterized. Bases 557 to 1237 code for a protein of 226 amino acids. NCBI's taxonomy places the organism in Eukaryota, Metazoa, Mollusca, Bivalvia, Myida, Myidae. Gene Ontology annotation, molecular function: metalloendopeptidase inhibitor activity. The record is from RefSeq and is a predicted model, not a curated record. The transcript is spliced from 5 exons.
GUUUCACCUUUAUUAAUGCAAUAAAACUGUUAAAACUUAUAAACUGUUUUCAAUACGUGGUUGACAAUUGAUACGAACUACAGAGUGUCUGCGUAAUAUCAGAGUUGAGUUGGUUACUUGAGAGCCAAGCUGAGCUUGUUCACACGGCCUACAAUAAGUUGAAGCGAAGUUGUGAUAUAAAUUUGCGUCGAGUACAUUCACUAACGUGAAACUAGGGCGAGCCCCCUACAAUAUUAUUAUAAACUUGAAACAUUUUAUGCGAAGAACAUACAUUAUUUUGACUCGUUUUGUUAUACGGCCGUUGCAAUUGUUAACAAGCAUCAGUAUAGAACGCAUGGAUGUAUUUGGUGAUUUCACUUUGUAACAAGGCUAGAAAUUACGUGUAAUUGAUAAUAACUGGAAUUAUUACAGCCAUUGGACGUCUUUUUGUGAGGUUCACUAGAUGAUUUUUUGGCUAAUAACGAUGCCAAUUUCAACCAUUUUAGAAGAAAGACCUAUAUAUUGUAUUUUCAUGACUCUCUGUGUGAAACUGCCUUUACAAUCUUCUUAGGAAAAAAUGAAUCGACUGAUGAUUGUCGCCAUAGCGGUGGCCCUAGCGCUGCUCAUAACGACUCCACGAACGGAGGGCUGUUCCUGCUUACCACGGGAUACCGAGGAUAUGUAUUGCAACUCGGACUACGCGGCCAUUAUUGUACUCAAGAACAUAUCUGAACCUUUCUAUGAGAAUGACAUGGACCAAGGACCUUGGAAUAUGGUGUAUGAAUAUGGCAUCGAGGUUGGGUUUGAUUUCAAGGAUACAAUCUUCCCGAAUCCUUUGCUUCAAGCCAAGAGUAACUCAGGGCUGUGUGGUGUCGAUUUUCAACCUAAUGGAACCUAUCUCAUCAUUGCCAACUUCGCAGACAAUAUGAGGCCUGGGGAAGAUGGACUAGUUCUCAGUUCAUGGUCGUGCGCUUUCAACCGUUACUUCGACAUGUCAGAUAAGUAUAAGGCCCUGGGCGAGAUGUUUUCAUACUUGCCCUUUCUAUUUGACAAGUUGGGCGACGAUUAUUCGUGCGAAAAUGUCACUGAGAAGCGUACGUCGAAGAAGUCACAUUCAACACAGGAAAAAGAUCUUGGGGAUUUGUCGGCUCUGCAAGAACAGGCUAGGAACAACCCAAUAGACCUGCAACGGAAAGUCGAUGUGCAGGCGGGGAGAGACAGGCUUCGCCAACUUCUCCAGACUGCGUUUCAGAAUUGAAACGGUUGAGGAAAAUGGAUUGGAACACUGUACUGUUUAUCGAACACAUGCAUUGUGUGUUUUGUAAAAAAGCUAUUUGAUGUACAUAAAGCAAUAUUCAAGAA